Molecule: messenger RNA, 1089 nt
Organism: Saprolegnia parasitica CBS 223.65
Lineage: Eukaryota; Oomycota; Saprolegniomycetes; Saprolegniales; Saprolegniaceae
Exons: 3
Coding region: 529-1089 (186 amino acids)
Molecular function (GO): protein binding
Source: RefSeq, a predicted model, not a curated record
CAGAUUUCGUCGGGAUCUCGAAGGCAUGCUCAUCGCACAUAGCGACUUUACGACGCCGACAGGAUCUCGAUAGCGUGUGGGGCUUACUGUACCCGAGAUGCACGAUCCAUCACCGGUGCUACAGCAUCGCGCGGCCUCUUAUGUGUUGAAGCCAAUGACGGAAGCCGUCGUCGAAUACACAGAGCCCACCGUAUGCGUGCCUUGUCCCUGGUUGCUACUUGAAGUACACGGCGAGGUUGAAGGCGAUCGAACGUCUCCGACGCAAUGAGCUCAAGAAGCACCAUCCCAAGCUUGGACUGAUGUGCGCUAGCAUGCUAUAGUAUACGACGUGACCUUCCGAGUGCUUUGCAGGAGGAACCCCAAGGAUUGGAACCGAACCAUACCCGUCCGAUUCCAGUUUGACACGCAAACGCCAUUGGCCAACGCGGCGGCCAAUCAGAUGGUCGUGUCGCUGCAUGGAUCGCAGCACCCGCACUCGAGCCGAUCGGCUUCCUCACACUGGUGCGGCAGCCCGACCUGCUCCCGUACAUGACGCAGUUCCAGCACGGAAGUCCAAAGGAGCUUGCGACUGCCUUCAAAAAGUACCGGCGGCAGCUCACCAAGUCUGCAUACGCGCACAUUGAUGCCGAGAACCACAGUGUCUUGCGCUGCUUUGUGCUCUUUCGACUUCUCGCUGAUGGUCGAUCGAGCCUCGCGCAGCUCUGUCUGCGCCACUACCCGGACGGGUACAUGGUCCCGCGCCUCCCGGUGACAGAGCUCUAUGCAAUGGACGCUGCGGCGCGCCUCGGAGAUGUCGUUGUGCUCGCGUUUCUCCACAAGCACGAUCUCGGACGGUGCAGCGCCAGUGCUAUGGACGUGGCCGCGGCAACGGGGCAUUUGUCGGUCGUGCGCUUUCUGCACCGACACCGGCGCGAAGGCUGCACGCAGCUGGCGUUUACACUAGCCCGUCGACACGGACAUAUCAAGGUGCUGCAGUACCUCACUACGCACUGCGCCGAGUUUGAGCGCCGGCAAAGCGUGCCGCGACAUUCGGGCAAAGACGCGGUCGUCGCUGGCGGCAUGGUCGCCUCAAGCUGCAUGAUACAGUAG